GCAAACCGUCGACAAACAUCUCGAAUUUAAAGCUAGGGUACCCCCUUACCUCAGACAGUCGAAAAAAAUAUCAAACCGUUGAUUGAUUCACAUUUCCGAGACUCAUUGUCACAUUCUUCACAUUUUAAUGCAUGUAUCUUGGGUUUUACGCAAUAUAAAUCACCCAUAAAAAUCAUCUGAUGGUUGUUUUUGGUCCUACCAUGGGACCGAACCUUUACGUGACCUUGCAGACGCCGGAUAACAACAAACACAACCGUUCCUUCGCUGUUUCUGAGGGUCCGAGGAGAAUUUAGCAAUUAGUAAUCGAGUAAUCCUUCAUCGAAUGUGAAAUAAAUCACUUCUACAACUUGUAAUCAGUAUUAAUCAUGGAUAGUAGCGGAAUGGAUGUGAUGACUGAACUUCGGGCUCACUGGUGCGACGACUUGGAGGAGUUGCUGGAGUGCCCUGUGUGCCUGGAUUUACUCAAAGGAAAAGUUUUUCAAUGCAUUCAGGGACAUGAUGUAUGUCAAUACUGCAAAAAGUCACUGGACAUGUGUCCAGUGUGCAAAUCAGCAUUCAGCGAGAGUCGUAAUUGGACUGUCGAGAAAAUUGUUGCAAAGUUCGAGGAAAUAAAGCUUUCACUAAUGGAACCCGAUCACGAUAUCAACAAAUCUGUUAUCCGUUUGAAGAAGUCAGUGGCGACCCAAACAACAGAGUCGGGUGGAGGGGCUAUUAUUCGUCGCAGUUCAAGAAUAGCUGGUCGUGAAAAGAUGAACACUAAAACCACAACAGGUGGAAAGAAAUGAAAAAUAACGAGAACGAAAAGGGGGAGAGAAAGGAGAAUUGUUGCAUAUUUGUUUGCGUUAUAUGAGUGUCAUUAUUUCCAUUAUCUUCAUUAUUCUAAUAACCUUAAUGAGUAAAGGAUGGGAGGACAACAGAAGAUUUUUUUUGUGUUGAUAACGUAGAGAAAGUGGGUGCUGUAUUAAACAACUAAAACGUAAUGAGUCGAUAUCUUAAUCUAACAAAUAUAAAAUAUUAUCUGCGGAAUGAAGUGAUUCCCGGACGAAAUGUAAUGAGAAAUGUUUAAUAGAGAAUUUAUUCAUUUAUGAAGGAGAUCUAACAUUUUCUUCUGAAAUGCCAUGUCUCUAGGAUAAUUGCAUUGGUGAUAAAUUGCGUGCUACUAAUUUAUAGCAAUAAUCAAUGAUAAUUAUUGCCGGCCUGUAAUUAUCAUAAUCACGGAAUCAUUUGCAGUGAAGUUAUGAAUGCGGAUUGGAGACUAGUGUGAGAAUUAAAAAAAAAUUGAUUAGCAAAUAUCUCUUUAACUGUUAUAAUAAUUUUUAAAAAACUCUAGGAACACUUUUUGUAACUCAUGUAACAUAUAAAUUUCAAUUACUCAUUACGUUA
Molecule: messenger RNA, 1383 nt
Organism: Diachasma alloeum
Lineage: Eukaryota; Metazoa; Arthropoda; Insecta; Hymenoptera; Braconidae
Product: E3 ubiquitin-protein ligase sina
Exons: 4
Coding region: 366-785 (139 amino acids)
Biological process (GO): proteasome-mediated ubiquitin-dependent protein catabolic process; multicellular organism development
Cellular component (GO): cytoplasm
Molecular function (GO): ubiquitin conjugating enzyme binding; ubiquitin protein ligase activity
Source: RefSeq, a predicted model, not a curated record